Molecule: messenger RNA, 1535 nt
Organism: Glycine soja
Lineage: Eukaryota; Viridiplantae; Streptophyta; Magnoliopsida; Fabales; Fabaceae
Product: putative hydrolase C777.06c
Exons: 11
Coding region: 152-1078 (308 amino acids)
Source: RefSeq, a predicted model, not a curated record
UAAACUUAUAGUAAGAAAACUGGAACAGAAUUAUCUUUCAUAAAAAAUAAUGGUGAGAAAACAAGAAAGAUAAGAAGCGGAUGAGAAUUGAGUGAGGAAAGCGAGUCUUCUUGGAAACAUUUUUCUUUCAUUUUCCGUUAGUGUUGUGGCUAUGGAGUCGGCAUUGAUAUUUCUGGGAACGGGAGUUUCGGGAACGGUUCCCUCCAUGAGGUGCCUCAUCGACCCUUCAGAUCCUCCAUGUCUCGUCUGCACUCAAUCUCUCUCCCUCCCACCUCACCUAAACCCUAACUACAGGUGCAAUACCUCUCUGUUAAUCGAUUAUUACUCUCAAAGCGACGCCACUCACAAAUAUAUAUUGAUCGACGCUGGCAAGACCUUCAGGGAGACUGUACUUAGGUGGUUUGUUUUCCAUCACAUUCCAAGAAUAGAUUCUAUUCUUUUGACUCAUGAACAUGCUGAUGCAGUCCUUGGAUUGGAUGAUAUACGAGCUGUGCAGCCGUUUAGUCCCACUAAUGAUAUUGAUCCCACCCCCAUUUACUUAACUCGGCAUUCAAUGGAUAGCAUGGAAAAGGUGUUUCCUUAUUUGGUUCAGAAAAAACACAAAGAAGGGCAAGAAAUACGAAGGGUAGCUCAGUGUUGCUGGAACAUAAUUGCUGAUGAUUGUAAUCUGCCAUUUUCUGCAUCAGGCUUAAAAUUUAUUCCUUUGCCAGUAAUGCAUGGAGAGGAUUAUAUCUGUUUGGGUUUCCUUUUUGGUGAGAAAGAUAGGGUGGCUUAUAUAUCUGAUGUUUCACGGAUUCCAGCUAGUACAGAGUAUGUCAUUUCAAAAAGUGGGGCUGGACAGUUGGAUCUUCUUAUAUUGGAUACACUGAAAAAGACUGGAUCGCAUAAUGUUCACUUUUGUCUUCCACAGGCUCUUGAAACUGUGAAGAGGUUAUGUCCAAAGCAAACCCUAUUGAUUGGAAUGACUCACGAGUUUGAUCACCACAAGGACAAUGAGUUUUUAAUGGACUGGUCCAGAAGGGAAGGACUAUUGGUGCAGCUUGCACACGAUGGAUUGAGAGUGCCCAUAAACUUAUAGUAAGGGUAAUGAGUGUGAGAAUAUUACCAUACUGUUGAUCUUGGUAAGGUUGGAGAACACUGAAAUAAUUUUUGAAGAUUAUCAUUUGAUCCUACAACAAUCUGAUGAAUCGAUAUUUUUACCCAAAAAUUAAGACAUUUUUAGUUCUAUAUAAGAGAAAGGAUGAUUUCCUGUUGUGAUGGAUUCCCUAUUUUUCUAAUUAAAUAUUUUGAAGUUCUAUACGAAGAAGUAAUCUACAACCCCGAUGCUGAAAACAAAUUAGACAGCAAUUCAAUAUAGUUGAGGAGAAAGGAAAAAACUCCAAUCUAGUUGGGGAGGUAUUUCCAUUUCAUUGUUAAUUUUUCUAAUGUCAUGUGAAGGUAAUGUGUGGAUAACUAUUUGCCAAACUCCGCAUUUUUAUUCGCCAUAAUAAGUGUAACGAGGAAGAAUGAUUUUGAUUUCAUUAAAAUUUUUUCAA